Messenger RNA from Gigantopelta aegis, 789 nucleotides. RefSeq lists its product as uncharacterized. The record is from RefSeq and is a predicted model, not a curated record. Gene Ontology annotation, biological process: DNA integration. NCBI's taxonomy places the organism in Eukaryota, Metazoa, Mollusca, Gastropoda, Neomphalida, Peltospiridae. Gene Ontology annotation, molecular function: nucleic acid binding. The transcript is spliced from 2 exons. The coding region runs from base 1 to 789 and encodes 262 amino acids.
AUGGGGGAUAGAACUGAAGAUGGUGAACUCGUGGAUGAACCCACAGAUCAGACAGAUGCUGGUCGCGAAACAGAUCCUGACUAUGAUGUUUCCUACGAUGCUGACGACGAAGACACAUGGACAGAUGCAGCUCGUGACUACGCCAGAGAUGCUGACAGUGACUGUCAGUUGAAAACCAUGUCUCAGUGGGAACAGUACCUCGAGUCACUUUAUUAUGAUGCAAAGCACCCUGGGAGUUAUGCAGGUCCUGUUAAAUUAUAUCAAGCUGUCAAAGCAGAGGGUAAAUUUAAAAUUCCUCUAGCACAUAUUAAGAAAUGGUUGAAAGGUCAAGAGACCUAUACCAUGACACAUCAAGUGAGACGAAAGUUUCCACGUAAUACCUAUGUUGUGGAAGGUAUAGAUAGUCACUGGCAAUCUGACCUGAUGGACAUGGUCAGUUUGGCUAAAUAUAAUGACGGGGUGAGAUACGUUAUGGUGAUCAUUGACCUGUUCUCCAGGUAUGUGUGGGUUAUACCACUCAAAUCAAAAACAGGGAAAGAUGUAGUAGAUGCUUUGACAGAAUUCUGGAAAUCAGAGUCCAGAAAACCCAAACUGUUUCAGUCUGAUUCGGGAUCAGAAUACAAGAACCACAGGGUCAAAGCAUUGUUGAAGUCACAUGACAUAACGCAGCUGUUUACUCUCAAUGAAACCAAAGCGAGUUAUGCAGAACGGGUCAUUAAAACCAUCAAAAUGCGUCUGUAUCGCUACAUGUUAAAAAAAACUUUACUUACAAGUAUAUGGAUGCUCUAG